GCAGUAUGUGAGCUGCUUCUGUUCCUCCAAACUAUCCAGAACAAACUCCAGAAUGAGUUCUUUAUUUCGUAGUGAGGAGAUGUGUCUCGUGCAGCUGUUUUUUCAAACCGAAUCGGCUCACAAUUGCAUCAGUGAACUUGGGCAUCUUGGAUUGGUUCAGUUUAAAGAUCUGAAUCCUGGUGUAGCGGCAUUUCAGAGGCGAUUUGUGAAAGAAGUGAAGAAAUGUGAAGAAAUGGAGAGAAUUCUGAGGUAUCUUGAGAAGGAGAUGGUGAAAUCUAACACUGUAAUUGCUGCAACAAAGGAGAAGGAGAUGGUUCCCUGUGCCAGAGAUGUUCUGGAGCUUGAGUCCACAUUUGAGAAGUUGGAGCAGGAACUGCGAGAAAUCAACCGUAACCAUGCCGCACUCAGACAGAACCUCAUUGAGCUGAUGGACAUUGACUCUCUGCUGAGGAUGACUGAAGACUUCUUUGAAGAGGCCGAAUCGCUGCUAACCUACUCUGAGCCUCCCUCUGAAGACUCAGUGUCUAUGACCGUCUCAUCACACAUAACCAGCCGCAGAAACAGCAACUCCAGCACCUCUGGAGCUCUACAUCUUAGCUUUAUUGCAGGUGUGAUCAAACAAGAAAGGUUUCCUGCUUUUGAAAAGGUUCUUUGGCGCCUUUUUCAUGGAAAUUUCGUCCUUCGGCAUGCAGAGAUGCAGGCCACUGAGGAACUCCAAGCAGUGAGGGGAGCUGUGAAGAAGGACGUGUUCAUUAUAUUUGUCCAGGGAGAUCAUGUGCGAGAAAAAAUCAGAAAAGUGUGUGAAGGAUUUCGUGCCAGCUUGUACUCAUGCCCCAAAACUCUGUAUGAACCCAAGCAAAUGAGUACCAGCGUAAUGACACAAAUGGAAGAUCUUCGGAUGAUCCUGAGAAGAACUGAAGAAUAUCGUGCCGGUGUCUUGACGCGAGCAGCGGAGCACGUCCAGGAGUGGGGCAGUAAAGUGAAGAAGAUGAAGGCCAUCUACUACACCCUCAAUCUCUGCAACAUAGACAUCACGCAGAAGCUGAUCGUGGCAGAGAUCUGGUGUCCUGUGUCAGAUCUCACUUUAGUACAAAGCGCCCUGAUUAAGGGAUCUGAGCAGAGUGGAUCCAGCGUGACUCCAGUACUGAACCGAAUCCAAACCCAGCAAACUCCACCAACCUUCAACAGAACCAACACAUUUACUGAGGGAUUCCAGGCUAUUAUUGACGCCUAUGGGGUCGGUACUUAUCAGGAGAUCAAUCCAGCUUCAUACACUAUUGUAACCUUCCCUUUCCUGUUUGCGGUGAUGUUUGGAGAUUGUGGUCAUGGACUGGUGAUGACGCUGUUUGCAGUCUGGGUCACUUCACAAGCUGAAUCUUUACGAAAGUGGAAAAAUGAGCUGACAGAUGUCGUGAUCGGGGGACGCUAUAUUAUCCUGCUCAUGGGAAUGUUCUCCAUAUACACUGGCCUGAUUUACAAUGACUGCUUCUCCAAGUCCUUCAACAUCUUCGGCUCUUCCUGGUGUGUUCUGUCCAUGUUUCAUCCUCACGGGCCGUGGCAAAAUGAAACGCUGCAUGAGUAUCACCAUCUUCAGCUGAACCCAUUUGUGCCUGGAGUUUAUUCUGGAGACCCGUAUGUGUUUGGAAUUGACCCGGUUUGGAAUAUUGCAUCAAACAAGCUGUCCUUUCUAAACUCCUUCAAGAUGAAGAUGUCGGUCAUAUUGGGAGUCAGUCAUAUGCUCUUUGGAGUCGCCCUGAGUUUGGUGAACUUUGUACAUUUCCGAAAAUUCCAGGACAUUUUCCUUCAGUUUGUUCCACAGCUGAUCUUCAUGCUGUCUCUCUUCGGAUACCUGAUCUUCCUCAUCCUCUAUAAAUGGUGCAUCACUCUACGCUCUGAAACGGCUCCCAGCAUUCUGCUGCUCUUCAUCAACAUGAUGCUGUUUGAUUACCAGUCUGAACAUGUGCUUCUGUACAGAGGACAGGUGUUUGGGAACAAUCUGAAUGAUCAGCAUGGAACAGAUACACGCUCUUCCUUCUCACAACAUCAGAAGGAUGAGAUGGUAAGUAUGGGUGACAUCUUUGUGUAUCAGGCCAUCCACACAAUCGAGUUCUGCCUGGGCUGCAUCUCCAACACGGCCUCGUACCUUCGGCUCUGGGCGCUCAGUCUGGCUCACGCAGAGCUGUCAGAGGUGCUUUGGAGGAUGGUUCUCCAGGUGGGCCUGAAGAUCUCCUCUGGUAUGGGUUCACUCAUGCUGGUAGUGCUGUUUGCUGCUUUCGCUGUUCUCACCGUGACUGUUCUUCUGAUUAUGGAGGGCCUGUCUGCCUUUCUGCACGCUUUACGACUACACUGGGUUGAAUUUCAGAACAAGUUUUACGAGGGAUCCGGCUACAAGUUCACACCCUUGUCCUUUGACAGCCUGUUAAAAACACAGCAGUAAUAGUUUUUAUACGUGCUAUUCUUGUAGUUUUUAAUGUAAAUAUAGUUUUGUGAAUGUAACAAAUGCAUAUUUCAAAUCAGGGGUCUUCAACAGGGAUCUCACAAGAAUUGUGUAAAAUGAAAUUCUGAAAAUUCGCAAGAUGUAGAUGAGUUUGUUUCUUCAUCAGAACAGAUUUGGAGAAAUGU
Molecule: messenger RNA, 2622 nt
Organism: Sinocyclocheilus anshuiensis
Lineage: Eukaryota; Metazoa; Chordata; Actinopteri; Cypriniformes; Cyprinidae
Product: V-type proton ATPase 116 kDa subunit a
Exons: 19
Coding region: 53-2437 (794 amino acids)
Biological process (GO): proton transmembrane transport; vacuolar acidification
Cellular component (GO): vacuolar proton-transporting V-type ATPase, V0 domain; vacuolar proton-transporting V-type ATPase complex; plasma membrane
Molecular function (GO): proton-transporting ATPase activity, rotational mechanism; ATPase binding
Source: RefSeq, a predicted model, not a curated record